ACCCACUGUGCUCCUUCUACUUCUCUCCAGCAGGGAGUUCACCAUGGUCAAUGAGAAUCAACAUACCUGCAGUGCCAGCUCCAGCUCCAAGUCUGAUGGUGGCAGCAGUAGCGGGAGUGAGAGUUCCAAGGAGAGCUCACGCUGCUCCACUCCUGUCCUUGAUGCCGAACGUCAUGAGCGACUACGGGAAAAGAUGCGUCGACGGCAGGACUCUGGAGACAAGUGGUUCUCCUUGGAGUUCUUCCCUCCCCGCACAGCUAGUGGUGCUGUCAAUCUCAUCUCCAGGUUCGAUCGCAUGGGAGCAGGCGGUCCCCUCUUCAUUGAUGUGACGUGGCACCCCGCAGGUGACCCGGGGUCUGAUAAAGAGACCUCUUCCAUGAUCAUUGCUAGCACUGCAGUCAACUACUGUGGCCUGGAGACAAUCCUCCACAUGACGUGCUGCAACCAGACCAAGGACGAGAUCACAGGGCAUCUGCAGAAGGCCAAGCGGCUGGGGCUGAAGAACAUCAUGGCCCUGCGUGGAGACCCUGUUGGUGAGGAAUGGCAGGAAGAGGUAGAAGGAUUCAACUAUGCUGUUGAUCUGGUGAAGCACAUCCGCAAUGAGUUUGAUGAUUACUUUGACAUCUGCGUGGCAGGCUACCCAAAGGGUCAUCCUGAAGCAGAAAACUACGAGGCAGACCAGAGGCACCUGAAGGAGAAAGUCCUUGCUGGGGCAGACUUUAUCAUCACGCAGCUCUUCUUUCGAUCGGAAACUUUUCUCAAGUUCAUGAAGGACUGUCAAGCCAUUGGCAUCACCUGCCCCAUUGUCCCUGGCAUCUUUCCUAUACAGGGUUACCACUCUCUGCGCCAGCUGGUGAGGCUUUCCAAGCUGGAAGUGCCUCAAGAAAUCAAAGAUGUGAUUGAACCCAUCAAGGACAACGAUGCAGCUAUCCGAAAUUAUGGGGUGGAGCUGGCAGUGUCCAUGUGCCGGGAGUUAUUGGACAGUGGCAUGGUCCAUGGGCUCCACUUUUACACCCUCAAUCGGGAAGUGGCCACUAUUGAAGUGCUUAAACGCCUAGGCAUGUGGAAAGAGGACCCUAGGCGGCCUCUGCCCUGGGCAGUCAGUGCUCACCCCAAAAGAAGAGUUGAAGAUGUUCGGCCAAUAUUCUGGUCCUCUAGGCCAAAGAGUUACAUCUAUCGAACUCAAGAGUGGGAUGAUUUUCCCAAUGGCCGAUGGGGUAACUCCUCCUCUCCAGCCUUUGGAGAACUGAAGGACUAUUAUCUCUUCUACUUGAAGAGUAAGUCUCCCCGGGAGGAGCUCCUGAAGAUGUGGGGAGAAGAGCUGACCAGUGAAGAGAGUGUCUUUGAAGUGUUCACGUGUUACAUCACUGGAGAGCCCAACAAAAACGGACAUAGGGUGACGUGUAUGCCUUGGAAUGAUGACCCUCUUGCUACUGAGACCAACCUUCUGAAGGAGCAGCUAGAGAAAGUCAACAGACGAGGAAUCUUGACCAUAAACUCCCAGCCAAACAUCAAUGGCAAACCAUCCACGGACCCCAUUGUAGGCUGGGGGCCCAGUGGGGGUUAUGUCUUCCAAAAGGCAUACCUAGAGUUCUUCACCUCCAGUGAAAUCGUCACAGCCCUGCUCAAAGCGCUGAAGAAGUAUGAGACGCGGGUGAACUACCACAUUGUCAACGUCAAGGGCCAGAAUAUCACCAAUGCUCCUGAGCUGCAACCCAAUGCUGUCACUUGGGGCAUUUUUCCAGGCAGAGAGAUCAUCCAGCCCACUGUGGUGGAUCCUGUAAGCUUCCUCUUCUGGAAGGAUGAGGCUUUUGCACUGUGGAUUGAGCAAUGGGCUAAGCUCUAUGAAGAGGAGUCACCUUCUCGMAUGAUCAUCCAGUACAUCCAUGACAACUACUACUUGGUCAAUUUGGUGGACAAUGACUUCCCCCUUGAAAACUGCCUCUGGCAGGUUGUGGAUGACACUUUUAAGCUGUUGAAUUCUCCAAAAGAGCAGUGAAAAUUCCUCCUGCUUUCCUUUAUCUCCUCCUUCCAGCCACUGACUGCAAGGAGAGAAAAAAAGCAGCUCCUCUCAGGAUCAAAGUGGACCACGCACUCCUAAAGUCCACCUCYGCACAGAGCCAAGUUAGCUCUCUAAUCUGUCUACACUACAUGCUUUUCUGUCCUUAGUACAAAGGCUCCCUGAUCCCUUUUCACUGAACAGCAGCCAGAACCAUCUGAACCUCUGAGUUGAGAAUCUAGGCUGAGCUUGAAGGCCAGCAGGGUGAAGAGGGGCUAAUCAUUGCUGUGUUGAUUAGAGGUGUAGGAGAACCCUUGCAUACAGAUAUGAUGAUGUUCAGGGGCCUAUUGGUCAUCCUGUCAUUCCAGAAAUGCUGCUGCACGACCAAAACCACUCCUAUUAGCAGUGCCUAUGCAAGGAGCCUAUUGCACUGAACCGAUCCUAAAAUGAAGUUCAAGCUACUCUUUCAGUGCACUCCUAAGAUCAGUUGGGAUCAAAUAGAUCCUAUCAGGCUCUUUCAUACUCACUCCCGAAGACUUUUUUUCCAUGUUUGUCCCUUAUUACUGUAUUUCCUGUUUGUCUUUUGCUAGGAAUAUGUGAAUUUCACUUAUGUCUGCAAAUGAGU
Nothoprocta perdicaria is the source of this 2624-nucleotide messenger RNA. It is a transcript of the gene MTHFR, whose product is annotated as methylenetetrahydrofolate reductase. Gene Ontology annotation, cellular component: cytosol. Gene Ontology annotation, molecular function: FAD binding; methylenetetrahydrofolate reductase [NAD(P)H] activity. Gene Ontology annotation, biological process: tetrahydrofolate interconversion. Lineage: Eukaryota; Metazoa; Chordata; Aves; Tinamiformes; Tinamidae. Bases 44 to 1999 code for a protein of 651 amino acids. The transcript is spliced from 11 exons. The record is from RefSeq and is a predicted model, not a curated record.